UAUUUAUAAUGAAAAAAUCGAGCGAUCUGACUAUUGUAAAUAUUUUUUAUUGACUUCAUUAGAAAACUACAAACGAAUCAGAAUCUCGGAAAUUUAAUAGCUUCAAUCCUAAAACUCCCCUGCAAGCUACCUUUAAUCGUACUCAUAUUCGACAUCCAAUCAAGGAGUACUUUCCAAAUAAACAAUACACUCAACACACUCAACAUACCUCAAUUCAAAAUACUCAACCAAGCAUUAAGUCUCCGCCCAAUUCAAAACCUAUAAGUCUUGCUAAUGCUUGUACUAAGUUUGAUUUAAUUUAGUAUCUCUUCUGUCGAAAGAUGAAACUAACCCUACUAGUAGACGCAAUAGUCGCAGAUUACAUACAAAUCAAUUGAAGAAUAUUUUAGCAUAGGAAAAGGUCUCCCUUGAUAGUGUUCGUAAUUAAUUUCAAUUUAUUUUUAGGUUUCAGCACUCAAUUUUAAAAUCCGUAGCCUAUCAUCUAAUUAUUCACACAAUAUAAUUCGCCCAAAAAGAGUUUAAAGACUAGUCCAGAUAAUAAGCAUCCCAUUAUCCAGGAGACAUUCAAAAAUCGCAUAUCUCAUAAAUUGUCAGGACAUAUGUAGGAAAAAAUGGAAUAGAUUCCUUAAAUUACUUCUGAUUCUGUUAGAUAGAGAAUAUCAACCCUAAAGCAAAAAUUACGAGGGAAUAUUUAGUAGAGAUAUUAUAAGUUCAAUAACAACUUUACUAUUCAAAAUCCCAACUCAUUCAAAGAAGAUAUAGAGUAUAAAUUCGUAAAAUAGCCAAAACCAUAAUUACCAUAAUCCCCUCCUGUUGUCCUAGAACACUAUUAAUCAUAAUUGACUGAAUUUGAAAAGAACGAAAUUAAAGAUAUUGAAACAAUCUAUUAUUUGAGACCUGAAAAUGUAACAUUCCCUCAAGAAACUGAAUUCAACAAUGGAUUUGAUACAGACAAGUAUCAUUAAUAUUAAUAUCACAUAGAGGCGAUUAUAUAUUUAGAGAACAUGACCAUAUCAUAUAUCGUUAUGAGAUGUUAGAAUAAUUAGGACAUGGCAGUUUUGGAUAUGUAUUUAAAGUUUUGGAUCACAAACAUUCGUAAACUGUUGCUUUAAAAGUAAUAAAAAAUAAGGAGAAAUUUCAAAAACAAGCAUAUAUUGAAAUUGAAAUUCUUAAGGUGGUCAAUAAAGCAGAUAAUAGUUGUUGCCUAAUCAAAAUGCUAAAUUAUUUUGUUUUUAGAAAUCACGUAGUAUGAUAGUCAUCAUUAUUAGAGUGUAUGGUUUUUGAAUUAUUGAGUUGCAAUCUUUAUGAAUUCUUGGCAAUUAAUGAAUUCUAAGGAUUUGAGCUUGAUUUGGUCAGAAGAUUCGCUAUAUAAAUAUUGUAGGCACUUUUGUACUUAUCCGAAUGUAAUAUUAUACAUUGCGAUCUCAAACCUGAAAACAUUCUAUUGAAGGAUAUCACAAGAUCUGGUAUAAAAAUAAUUGACUUUGGAUCUAGUUGUUUCAUUAAUUCUAAAUUAUACACCUACAUUUAGGUAAAUGAUACAAAAUAUCCAAUUUAGAGUAGAUUUUAUAGAGCCCCUGAGAUUUUACUUGGUAUACCUUACACAACAUAAAUUGAUAUGUGGAGUUUUGGAUGUAUUGUUGCUGAACUAUUUCUUGGGAACUCAUUAUUUCAGUCUAAAUCCGAAAAAGAAUUGCUAUUUCUCCAGGUUUCCAUUCUUGGAAAACCAUCAAAUCAAUUUUUAGAUUAUUGUCCCAAGAAACACAAGUUUUUCAAUGCUAAUUAUGAACUUCUGACGAAAAUUAAAGAUACUGAGUUGACAUUUCCGCUCAAACCUUUGAAAGAGCUUCUGUAAAAAGGAUCGCCUGUCUUUUAUGAUGUAUUUUAUGAGUUUAUUUUUAAAGUUCAUCAACAAAUGUUUGUAAUGGGAUCCAAAUAUGAGAAUGAAAGCAGCUGAAGCCUUAAUGCAUCCUUGGAUUAUAGAAGGUCUGCCUAAUGAAAUUAAGUAAUAUUUGAUGAUAUCCAUAGAAAAUAACACGUCUAGUAGAUGAAGCUUUACAUACAAUAAAAGAACUAGGAUUUGUAGGGAUAGGGCAUUCAAAUAAAAUGA
Messenger RNA from Paramecium octaurelia, 2110 nucleotides. The record is from the annotation of a GenBank genome assembly. Lineage: Eukaryota; Ciliophora; Oligohymenophorea; Peniculida; Parameciidae.